CAGCGGCAAGCGGCAACGCCCUGCCUCACGGAGUACGUCCGCGACACGUGCAAGGUGCUGGAGCCCAGCGAGCAGCGAACCGUGUUGGGCGGAUUGCUGGCCGACAGCCGCGAGCAGGGGGAGGCGUUCGGCCGGCUGUGCGCGAAGGUGGACGCUCUGCACGAGGCCAUCGACGAGGUCGGCGAUGCGGCGACCGAGUUUGUCCUCAAGAGUGAAUGCGCGGACGUCUGCAAGGCCACGUACGCCCUGCGGCUCAACGGCGACAGGAUCCCGGAGGACUCCCUCGCGUCCUUCGAGCCGGCAUUCCGCAACAGCAUCGGGCGCACGCUGGGGGGCGAGCUGGGCGACGAGCCGUGGGCGCAAGCCACCUGCGCCACGCGUGAGGGGGGCCUGGGUGCGCGAACGCCUCUGGAGGUCAGCCUGCCCGCGUUCGUCGCGAGCCAGGCGACUGCGCGCCCAGGCUGCUGGGCCGGGCAGACGGAUAAUCUUCGCGCACUGGUUGAGGAUAGCGCCCGCUCGGCUCAGGAUUGGUGGGACGCCGCCGCGCGCGGCGAGGAGGAGCAAGCGUCGAGCCGCGACAUGGACCCGCUGAUGGGCGAGGACGCCGAGGACUCAGGCUCGCCGCGGGCGCCCGCUCUACAGGCGAGCCUGUGUCGAGCCCUCGAUGCUCUGAGGCUCCGGGAGUUGGAAGCACGGUGGUUGGCUGAGGGGCGCCACGAGGACCUCCGGCGCCUCGCCGACCUACGGGACCCGCACCAGGACCACUCUUGGAUGCGGUCUCUGAACCCCGCUGUGGGCGCGGCGGUGGCGCAAGACAAAUUGCCGACGGCCAUGCGCAUUCGCCCCGGGUGCUCCUUCGCCCACGCGGAGAGGCUCUGCGCGGCUUGUGGAGAGCGCGUGCUGGAUCCGCAAGGCUACCACGCGCUGUGCUGCGUUCGCGGCGAGUCCACGAGGGGCUACUACUGCGUGCGGGACGCCCCGGCGGCGCCGUUCGCAGCGGCAGACGCGACAACCGCGUGCGAGGUGCCGGGCCUGGUGCCAUCCGCACCAGAGCUGCGACCAGCAGACGUACUGACUCAGGCCGCCCACCCGCGCUUGACCAGUGCCGUCGACGUGUUGGUGAAAUCACCAAACGCGACGGGCGCGGGCUUCGAUUGCACCGAGGCCGGCAAGAGGGAGAAGCUCGAGAGGUAUGCUUCAGUGCUGCCAGAACUCGAGGUGCCAGUGCGCGGCUGGGCGCGGGAUCUGGCUGUCGCGGUCAGGUCGCGGGCGGCGGCGAUGGUCCACAGAUGUUUGGGCGACGGCGGCGACGAGCGGGCGGCGGCGACCUCCGCGGGAGAGGGCCGCGAGGACGACGAGGACGAGAAGGAGGAGGCUGGACAGGGGCGAGGGGGCGUCCACGUUCGCGUGCUCGGCUUAGCGGUGGCGGGCGAGGCCGCUGCUGGGGGCGCGUGA
Molecule: messenger RNA, 1455 nt
Organism: Prorocentrum cordatum
Lineage: Eukaryota; Dinophyceae; Prorocentrales; Prorocentraceae
Source: the annotation of a GenBank genome assembly